ACCAGCUCUACCUGGUUCCAGGUAUCUCUGUCAGCAUGGCGCUACCCCAGAUGCUCAUCAUCCUGAGCCUCCUGCCACUGCUGGAGGCCCAGAACCCAGCACAUGCAAACAUCACAGAAAUACCUAUCACUAACGCCACCCUGGACUGGCUCUCCGGCAAAUGGUUUUUCAUUGGCUCGGCCCAUCACAACCCCGAGUACAAGCAGGCAGUUCUGAAGAUCCAGGCAGAUUUUUUUCACUUUGCUCCCAACCUGACAGAGGACACCAUACUGGUUCGAGAGUACCAGACCAUAGAGGACCGGUGUGUCUAUAACUCCACUCUGCUGCAGGUGCAGAGAGAGAAUGGAACCCUUUCCAAAUUCGAGUCGGGCAGAGAACACUUCGCCAAGCUGAAGCUGCUCAGGAAGUACAGGGCCUUCAUGCUUGCCUUUGCCCUGGAGGAUGAGAAGAACCGGGGGCUGUCCUUCUAUGCUGACAAGCCAGAUGUUACCCCAGAGCUUCUGAAAGUAUACCAGGAGACUGCCAAAAGUGUGGGCAUAGAUGAGUCAGAAAUCACAUACAUUGACUGGAAAAAGGUAAACAAAGGGAAUAGAUAGUACCACCCUGGAAGU
Nannospalax galili (Upper Galilee mountains blind mole rat) is the source of this 611-nucleotide messenger RNA. RefSeq names its product orosomucoid 1 (gene Orm1). Bases 36 to 596 code for a protein of 186 amino acids. The record is from RefSeq and is a predicted model, not a curated record. NCBI's taxonomy places the organism in Eukaryota, Metazoa, Chordata, Mammalia, Rodentia, Spalacidae. The transcript is spliced from 5 exons. Gene Ontology annotation, biological process: regulation of immune system process.